Molecule: messenger RNA, 3320 nt
Organism: Astyanax mexicanus (Mexican tetra)
Lineage: Eukaryota; Metazoa; Chordata; Actinopteri; Characiformes; Acestrorhamphidae
Product: atrial natriuretic peptide receptor 2
Exons: 23
Coding region: 55-2643 (862 amino acids)
Biological process (GO): intracellular signal transduction; cGMP biosynthetic process; receptor guanylyl cyclase signaling pathway
Molecular function (GO): peptide receptor activity; ATP binding; protein kinase activity
Source: RefSeq, a predicted model, not a curated record
CUGUUCAUCAGAUUAACAGACAGCUCUAACCCUCAUCCCUAACCUGCACCAAAUAUGACCUCUUCUGUACACUAUGGACAUGCUUACCUGCUGCUGUUAAUUGGAGGGGUGGUUGGAUGGCACGACCUGGACAACAGCGAGUACGACUGCUGGCCCCUGGAGAAGCCAGACGAGCUGAAUAUGAUCGACUGUGGAGGUUUGGAGAUGGCCUGGGUUUUGCGUCCUCCAGAGAAGGUUCUGAGUGGAGAGGAUUUUAACGUGAUUUAUUCCGUUACAGUCAGAGAUGAGUUCUAUCAGUGGGCCAUAGACAAAAACAUCUUUAUACACAGAGCCAUUACAGACCCGGCAGAGGCUCGAAGAUUCUGCGAGGAACACGAGUGUCCGAAUAACUGGAAAGAUGCGAAUGGAGAAAACUGCUGCAUUCACCACGCUAACAUACACUCCUGCCCUAUGGGCUAUAUGAAAGCUGCAGAGGAGAGAAUUUGUGGACCCUGGAUUCCAGACGACGGUCGAAUUUUCACACACACCAUCUCUACAUCUGGCAAAAUGACACAAACCAACUGGACUGCCAAGGUGGUCCUGUUCCAUGAGGGUUUGACAUCUCUAAUCGCACACAUCCGGGUGGGGAACAUGCAGGUGGCUCUGGAGGCUAAAAGCACCGUCCUGCCUGCUAUAAUGUGUGGGGACGGCGUGUGUGAGGCAGAGGAGAAUUGUUUUAAGUGUCCGGCGGACUGCGGUGACUGUCCUCUCAGUCCUUCAGUCCGCGCCGCCAUCGGCCUCACCGUGACCACCAUCAUCAUCAGCUUCUUCGUCACUGCUAUGUGGUUCAGGUAUCAGAAACAGAAGCUGCUGUGGGAUGAGAGCUGGAUUAUAGACGUCAGCCAGAUCAAACAAGAUUACAUUGCAAGGGCAGCUAUGGGCAGUAUAAUCAGUGUUCCAGCAGCCAACAGUGACUCCAACGCCAGCUGUGUGACGGCCCUCAGCUCCUGCACCGGCAUGCCCACCUCCCGCAAACAGCUCUACACACACACCGGCAUCUAUGACGGACGAACUGUUGCCAUCAAGAAGAUCAAGACAAAGUCCUUCUCUCUCUCCAAAACCAUCCGUCAAGAAGUAAAACAAGUCCGAGAGCUGGACCAUCCAAACCUGUGUAAGUUCUUUGGCGGCUGUGUGGAGAUCCCCAACGUUGCCAUUGUGACUGAAUACUGUCCUAAAGGCAGCCUGAACGAUGUGCUACUGAAUGAUGAAAUCCCACUGAACUGGGGCUUCAGGUUUUCAUUUGCUACAGAUAUAGCUCGAGGAAUGUCCUACCUUCACCAGUACAAAAUCUGCCACGGACGCCUCAAAUCAACCAACUGUGUCAUCGAUGACCGCUGGGUUUGCAAAAUCACAGAUUUUUGUCUUAGGGUGUAUCGAAGAGAGGACUGUGCUGAACCCCUCACUACAUAUCAACUCAGACUGAACGAGGUUUACACUCCACCUGAGGCCCAGAACGGGAAUACAGAGCCCACUCUAGCAGGGGAUGUCUUCAGUUACUCCAUCAUUCUGCUAGAGAUCGCCACAAGGAAUGACCCAGUUCCAGUGGAGGAUACUUCAGUAGAGUGCGCAUGGUGUCCUCCUCUUCCUGAGUUGAUUUCUGGGAAAGCAGACAACACCUGUCCCUGCCCUGUAGAAUAUGCAGAGCUGAUUCGAAGAUGCCGUUCUCAUAACCCCACCCACCGGCCCACCUUUGAGCAAAUCAGAAAAUUUGUUCAUAGAAUCAACCCUCAUAAAGUCAGUCCUGUGGACAUGAUGAUGAACCUGAUGGAGAAGUACAGUAAGCACCUGGAGGUCCUGGUGGCUGAGCGGACGCAGGACUUGAUGCACGAGAAACAGAAAACAGACCGCCUGCUCUACAGUAUGCUGCCCAAGCAGGUGGCUGAUGACCUCAGACAAGGAAAGCCCUCUCAGGCUCAGAGCUAUGUCAGUGCUACUGUCUUCUUCAGUGAUAUUGUGGGCUUCACUCAGCUCUCCAGCACCAGCACACCUUACCAGGUGGUGGACUUCCUUAACAAACUCUACACAACCUUUGACGAUAUCAUCGACAACCACGAUGUGUACAAAGUGGAGACCAUCGGAGAUGCCUAUAUGGUGGUGUCAGGGGUGCCACGGGAGAACGGUAUUUUACAUGCGGCUGAGAUUUCCAACAUGGCACUGGAUCUGGUGUCAGUCUGCAAAACCUUCCGAAUCCCCCACAAACCCCAAACACAGCUGCAGAUCCGCGCAGGAAUACACUCAGGACCUGUUGUGGCUGGAGUUGUGGGGACUAAGAUGCCGCGUUACUGUCUGUUUGGAGAUACUGUGAACACUGCCUCCCGUAUGGAGUCCACCAGCGAAGCACUAAAGAUCCAGUGCAGCUCCAGCGCCUUUUACCUUCUGGAGGAGAUCGGGGGCUACACGCUCACCUGCAGAGGGGUCCUGCAAGUCAAGGGUAAAGGGGACAUGGUGACGUAUUGGUUGGAAGGGAGGCAGACAGUGCCGGUCAGUAAGGAGAAGAAAGCAGAGACGGCACCAGACCUCACAGAAAAAGAACAUUUCUCCAACAUCCCCGGAGUUAUCACCUGUAAUAACAACAACAACGACCUGCUGUUUGACCCCAACUAGCCCUGAUCAAGCUGAAUUACUAAUAACAGGGUUUUUCACCACAGAGAAAAUAGUCUACACACACAGUAUUACUGUCUAAACACACUGUAGAUUCAUACAGUGUUAAAAUCAUCACUUCAAAAUUAUUACUGUCUACACACUACAGAUUCAAACUGAAUUAAAAUAAUCAUCACUCCACAAUUAUUACUGUCUACACACUACAGAUUCAAACUGAAUUAAAAUAAUCAUCACUCCACAGUUAUUACUGUCUAAACACCAUGCAGAUUUAAACUGAAUAAAAAUCCUCACUCCACAAUUAUUACUGUCUACACACUGCAGAUUUAAACUGAAUUAAAAUAAUAAUCACUCCACAAUUAUUACUGUCUACACACUACAGAUUCAAACUGAAUUAAAAUAAUCCUCACUCCACAAUUAUUACUGUCUAAACACCAUGCAGAUUUAAACUGAAUAAAAAUCCUCACUCCACAAUUAUUACUGUCUACACACUGCAGAUUUAAACUGAAUUAAAAUAAUAAUCACUCCACAAUUAUUACUGUCUACACACUACAGAUUCAAACUGAAUUAAAAUAAUCCUCACUCCACAAUUAUUACUGUCUAAACACCAUGCAGAUUUAAACUGAAUAAAAAUCCUCACUCCACAAUUAUUACUGUCUACACACUGCAGAUUUAAACUGAAU